AUGCCCAUAAUCCCUGUCCUAACCGAUCACAAGGGCUGGAAUCAAAUGGAGACCAUAAAGUUGUCGGAACUGUUGACUUCGUCCCAUGUGUUCAGUUACCCGAUGGCCGACACCCGACAUAUCAUUAGAGAUAAAAUUGAAUUUUUCCGUGUAUUGUCUCAAUACACGGAGAAUAGUAUAUCGGAUGUGGUCAAAUUCACCAAGGGCCUUAAUGGCUUUACAAACAUCUCGGCCGCCGAUCAAUACACCCUGAUUAAGCAUGGUUGUUUUGAGUUGUUGGCCCUGCGCUAUCUGGUUUAUUACGAUCACCGUAAUGAUUGUUUUAACUUUCCAUAUAUCCAAAGGAUUACUGAGUUGUCGGUGGCGUCCGAUGUAUACAACUAUCCAUUGGCUGAACAUAUAAUUGAAAUACGAGAUGAAACUGAAUUAUUCCGUAUAAUUAAAGCCAAAUCCGAGCACUUUAUUAGGGAUACCAUUAAAUUCACUAAAAGUUUGCUAUCGUUUGCCAACACCUGUCCCGACGACCAGUACGUGCUGUUCAAGUCCGGGGUCUUUGAAGUGAUUUAUAUGCAAUACUUAGACAAUUACGAUAAGGACAGGGAAUUAUUUCACAUUCAUCUAGACAAUGAGCAUUCAAUGUUGAUUACACUGCAGUCAUAUAAGGAGACGGACUUUAAUUAUUAUAAUUCGUUUAAGCGAUUCUUGGAUGCAAUGAUUCCCGAAUUACACAGCGAUCCGGUUAUUAUGAAUUUGAAUCUUACAAUUAUUCCCGUAUAUAAAGAACUCACAGAUUAUAAGGGAUUCCAUGAAAUGGAGAGCAGAAGAAUCGGUGAACUGAUGGCAGCGGUUAUUGUCUUUAAUUAUCCAUUGACUGAAAACGUGGUAAAAAUUCACGAUAAAAGUGAGUUCUACUGCAUAUCCAAAACAAUGACCGACAAUCACAUCAGGGAUACCACUGUAUUUGCCACCGGUUUGGUAUCCUUUGCCAACACCUGUACCGACGAUCAGAUAUUAUUGUUAAAACUCAAACAACAACUGUAUAUAUAUUUACUGCAAAGAUAUCUACUAUUGAAAUACCGGUCGGAAUCGGAGUCACAAAUAAAACUGCAAAAACUAAUGUUAUUAUUGAAUGAUUUAAACGAAACAAUGAAAGUCCAUAAGUCUGUAGCCGUGGAAGAGAUCAAGGAUUACAUCCAAUAUUGCGGUCCACUUCUCAAAGAGGUUUACGACUUAUCAGACACUAGGGAACAGUUAGAUUUGGAUAAACUAGAUGUUUGCUGA
Medioppia subpectinata is the source of this 1281-nucleotide messenger RNA. Lineage: Eukaryota; Metazoa; Arthropoda; Arachnida; Sarcoptiformes; Oppiidae. The record is from the annotation of a GenBank genome assembly.